ACAAUUAUUGUUGAGAAAACAUAUCAUCAUCACAAUGGCUAAUAGUUCCCACGAUAUCGAUAAAAUCGCCGAACAAAUAAUCGACUAUUUGGAAAGUAAGUGUUUCGAAAACGAAGAUUCUCACGCUAUAGCUGGUUACUGUGCCAGAGUUUUCGAUGGGUACUAUUGCUGGAAAGAAACCAAGCCUGGAACGGUGGUGAGUCAACCUUGUAGCAAUCAACAUUUGAUUUCUAUUAAUAAGGUUGGUUUGGCGACAAAAUUUUGUACAGAAAACGGUACCUGGUUCAUCAGUCCAAAAACCCACCAACGCUGGACGAAUCUAACUCAAUGCGGCCAAAUCAAUAUAAUCGAUCAGGAAGCUACUGCCCUGGCCAACCAAACCGUCCAAAUCUACGACAAAUGGUUUCCGUUUAUCAAAGACGCUUCGUUUAUGGGUUACGGAUUGUCUUUUGUGUCUCUAGUCGUUGCUCUAGUCAUAUUUAUCUCGUUGAAAAGACUGCACUGUGAAAGAAAUAAACUACACAUAAACUUAUUUAUCUCGUACAUAUUAAGGGCUUUUAUGUAUAUUUUAAAAAAUGCACUGUUUUUAAAUGGACUGACUAUGUUUAAUGAUGUUAGUCAAGUAAAUGGACAAACCAAGUUGGAUUAUUCUUGGAUGUGUAAAGUAUUCAUAAGCACUCAAAACUACAUUAUCCUAUCAAAUUUUAUAUUGAUGUUAAUGGAAGGACUGUAUCUGCAUAAUCUCAUAUUUUUGAAUUUAUUCUCUGAAAGCCAUGGCACAACUGUUUAUUGUUUAUUCGGAUGGGUGACUCCAAUACUUUUUAUAAUCCCUUGGAUAAUAUUGAAGAUAAUUUUCGAGGACACCUUAUGUUGGAACAAUAAGGACAACUACUAUAUUGGUCUAUUUUUGAAUGUACCUAUCGGAGUCACGGUUAUUGUGAAUUUUAUUUUAUUUAUAAUAAUUGUUCGAGUACUUGUACUGAAAAUGCACUUCACCGCCACAUUUAUUCAAGAGAAAAAAAUUAAAUACCGGAAACUAUUAAAAUCUACCCUAAUCCUGAUCCCUUUGUACGGCAUUCCAUAUACUGUCUCAUUGGUUUUGAGUUUCAACGUGCACCACAGUCAAAUUUUGGAAAUCAUUUGGCUAUUUUUCGAUCAAACCUUCACUUCGUUCCAGGGUCUAUUCGCCGCUCUAGUCUAUUGUCUUAUCAAUAGCGACGUGAGAAAUGAAGUUUUACGCAAAUACAGUUCGCUUAUAGACCAAACUGAUAAAGAAUUCCGAAGGAGCAGAACGAUUUCGAGCCAAACUCAAAAUAUUUCACUCCAAAACAAUGAUGAUGCUUUGGAGAACUUGAAUUUAUUUGGGAUUGUUGAUAAUGAAACUUUGAAAAACGGAGUACAUUUGAGUACUACAACAUGAAUAAUAUACUUAUUUGUUUGUAUGGAAAAUCUACCUAUACUGAUUUUUCAAUGAUUGACAUAUUAUGUAGCUGAAACUUAUGAGAAAGUAUCACUUUCAACACAAUGUUGUUUUUUGUAAUAUCACACAAUUUUUGAAUUGAAUAAAAGUGU
Ceutorhynchus assimilis (cabbage seed weevil) is the source of this 1572-nucleotide messenger RNA. Lineage: Eukaryota; Metazoa; Arthropoda; Insecta; Coleoptera; Curculionidae. The record is from the annotation of a GenBank genome assembly.